UGGCCUCCAGCGCGGACGACUAGAAAUGAGAACAACCCCUCGUCGCUGAUAUCACUCCACGAUAUCUUCCAUCUCAGUGCGCGUUAUUCAGCACUUCUGAUACAAACCGUCACUUCCUUCUUUAUAUUUUUCCCUUCUGGAUUACUGUUCAGCACAUUUCAUUCCAUGAAAGAACUUGUUUGUGUGUUCCUUGACCAGAAACUUGUUGGUGUGUGCACACUGUUUAAAACUGGGUUAACUUUAUACUUCCUCGUUUGCUAGCUGAAACCCCGUCACCAGCCUCUCGACUUCUUCCUAUAAAAUGUAGUCUUAGAGUGACCUCAACUCGAUUCUAGAUGAACGACUUUUGCUGGGAACCACAACAAUCUGUGUCAGUCAUCGGAAGCCACGACACAUGGAGGUUUCUGAGAUAAAACAUUCUCCCCACGUGUGAUAUUGUAACAAGUCUGCAGACCAUUUCACAAGUGCCGUCGAUGACGUUUGUAGUUCCUGCGUCGCAAGCCGACAUCGUUUACGAGUGGAGAGUUUGGGGGACCCUGAGCCUCCCCCUUCUUCCCCCAGAUGUCCAGUGGAGUGGCCGCAUUUAUGAUUGAGAAGUUCUGGAAGACAUGCGAAGGUGAGAGGGGAAAAGCAGACAAACGACAAUUGAGGUUUAGACAUCGUAAAGCGUCAAAGGAGAAACAGCCCCAUUGUCGUCUUGUUUUCGCCAGCCAUUGUCGACGUUCUCGCAGGUGAAUCCGGGACUUGCAAGGAGUCGGCGAACAAGUGCCACGACCACAACCUGCUGCAGUCCCGUCACAUGAGGCGCAGUUGGUCAUUGAACUCUGACCUCUGAUCACCGACGAUCAAUAUGGCAGAACCAGGGGCAGGCUUUGACUCCCGGGGUUUGGGGCUGCGGGCACAAAAGAAAUUGCUGGGCAAAAUGUCCAGCAAGAAAAUUGCAAAAGCUUUCAUUGAUGAGACAACAGGCCGUGUGUUGGACAAUACCUAUCGCAUGCUGAAGGAAUACAAAGGUCACAAGAAGGAUGCGGAGAAGCUAAUGAAGUACAUUAUAAAAACUGUGGUCAAGGUGGGAAUUCUGUACAAGAAUGACCAGUUUAAUGCAGAAGAACUCAAAAUGGUGUCAUCAUUUAAACAAAAGUUUAACUCGCUGACAAUGACAGCUAUUAGUUUUUGGGAGGUUGAUUUCACAUAUGACCAGAAGUUUGUCAGCAGUGGCAUUGAAGAGUGUCGCCAGCUGCUUCAAGACAUCAUCCAUCGACAUCUCACAGACAAAUCUAAAGGCCGUGUUGAUUUUGUUUUCAAUACUUUUGCUGAACCUGAACUCUUGAAUGCAGUAUUUGCCAAAAAGGAAGGUAACUAUGGACCACUUAUGGAUGCGAUUGUGCAAGAUUUGCACAAACUUAUUGAAGAGGGCAGUCUUUGAGAAUUGUUGGACAUAUGGAACAUACUGACAUGUUUUUCUUCCUGUAGCUGGAUAAAUCUUUCAGCAAUGUGUGAAUGCUAGCACCAAGUCUGCUGUCACUCCUGAUUAGAACAGUUAUGUAAAUGCUGGUCUGGACUUUAAGGGCAGUUCAUAUUCUCUGUAUAUUCUAUUGAAUGUAUUGUUGAUAAUGUGACAUGCCCGGUUUGUUAAUCAUGCUGGUAAGUUGUAAUUAAAGUUGCAGCUAUUUCUUGAGCUUUCUACAUCCUAUUCUUUGAGUAACAUUCACAUCAAGCAGCAUCCAUAAGAGUAGAUCAGUUGAAUUAUAAAGUGGUCUUUAAAUUUGUGAGUAGCAUGACAUUGCAACAGCAAUAAAACCAUUAACUUAAACAUGCCCUAUGCAACUUUUGCUUGUCUGGUAUUCUGCAAUGUUUUUUAUUCUUUGGACCAAACAUUAUGACAAAUAAUAGUGCUUCCAGAAUUUUAUUACUCCUAUAAUAAAAUGACCAGUGCUAUCCCAUUAAUAUGAAAUUAUGCAGUCAUGAUGGUGCACUACUGUUUCACUGUACAUAAAUGACCAGACUUGCAGAUUGAUGCCUCUGGUCUUAUUAUCAAACCCAAUACUGACCUGAGGUAAGAUGCAUGUCCAUUCUCAUAGUGUGCAGUUACAGAUUUGACGAUGUUCUUUUUCUAGAAAUAUGUGCAUUUGUCAACAAAUCAGUUACAAAAUUUGUGCAGAAAAAGUUUCAUUAGAAAUCAGCCUAUCCUGGACUGUCAUGUUUACCCAUGUAUGCUUAUCAACCUCCUUGGGAUGAGUCAGUAGUAGUCCUGCCUCGUGGCAUGUUAAGUGUAUGGGUAGGAAUUCUGGCUGGUACUAUCAUUUUACAAAAUCUGACAAUGCUUCAGCUUGGUUGCACCAUUUAUAGCUGCAAUCACUUUUAAAUGCAGUGAUAGGCAGCAUAUAUGUCCAUAAAAUGAGCAUGUUUUGAAUACACUUGGUUGAAAUGGUAUCUCACAGAAGUUGUAGGAGACCAAUGGGUGCACAAUAUUUUAUGCAUAUGUUGAUGGGAAGGAGCAAAAAAAAAAAAAGUACUACUUUAUUGCCAGUAUCUGGAUAUAAUUUGUUACUGAACAUUGAUAACUGAUAUAUCCUUGGAGCAAAUGUUUCCCAUCUUCACCCAAAAGAUGUAGCUUUUUAAAUUUUAGCUGUUGGUAGUGUCAGGAACUCACAUGGAAACCAGUCCAUCAGGUGGAUGUCCAUUAAAAAGUUACACCAACUUAGGGGAGUACAUAGCAACCACACCUUGCCAUCGGACCCAGUUCUGGGCAUCCCUUUUCAGUUGAGACCCCAAAGAGGGACCUUCCUGUCCACUCUAGCUGUGCAGUAAAUGUAUUUGGGGUCUUGUAGCUUUUUGUUUUUUUACAGGAUGGUGUUGCUAGCCCCACCCUUCUCCUUUAUUCAGGUUUCCAGGUGGAGUUUGAAAAGAAAAAAAAAACAAAAACAACUGGCUCCACUGUCCUUCAAAUCAGCAAUUUUACACAAUUAUAGUUGGAUGAGGUUUGUAGUUGCAGAGUAGUAUGAAAACACUGCAUGCAUUUUUCUGGGGGUGGUGGUGUGGCUCUUGGGAGAGUAUAUUGCCACUGACAAUACAACCAUGCUUGUACAAUGUCAAGGUGAUUCAAUGUUUUGAGCUGGCAACUAUGUGCAUUUGCCAAGCAACUGUGCCUUGUUUAUGAACGGCCCAUGGCAUUUCUGCAGCUAGAACAUUUCAGGCUCUUAAUAAACUAAAGAAAACAUUC
Molecule: messenger RNA, 3223 nt
Organism: Pomacea canaliculata
Lineage: Eukaryota; Metazoa; Mollusca; Gastropoda; Architaenioglossa; Ampullariidae
Product: tumor necrosis factor alpha-induced protein 8-like protein 1
Exons: 4
Coding region: 851-1426 (191 amino acids)
Biological process (GO): regulation of apoptotic process
Cellular component (GO): cytoplasm
Source: RefSeq, a predicted model, not a curated record